AUAAAUGAAGUCAGUGGAUAACCGCGGCGCUGAAAGGAGAUAAGGCUGAAAGCUGUGGUAAUGCUGGGGUGAUGUGAAGGGGAGUCAUCCCUGCUUCCAGAUCGGAGGGCCUGAUGGCCGUUCACACGUGUUGCACUUCAUCUUUUUGACUAAUCGUCACUGUGGCAAGGCAGAUGUUCAAUAUCUGUAUUUUCAAAAUAAGUACGGAGGUGAUUUACAUCUGUUUGAACAGAUUGGCUUCACAUUUCUAUCAGCGCAUCGUAAUUCAAGUGCUCACGUCACAUCAUGACGUUUUAAUUUCAAGUUACUUCUGCAGAAUACCCAACCAGUGUAAUUCUUGCACUGAAAAUAUGUCUGAACGUUUGGAUGAAGCCUUCAGCAGAAAGAAUGCAGAGUUUGAUUGGUGCUGUAGGUAGCCAAAGCCAAUUAGGUCACUAUCCUAACCUCAGAGAAUGUCAGUGGCUGCUUACUGCAUAUUUUGCUGUAGACAAAUAGGAACUUCUGGUCCAGCCACCAAAAAACAGCCAUCGUGGAAUGAUAUAAGAAAAAUUGCAAAAGUAACUGGAUCACUUAUACUAGGAGGUUUUGUAUUCAUUACAUAUGAAGUUUUGUCCUUAAAGAAGUUGCUGCAAAUUGAUACUCAAGCUAUACAUCAAGAGAAGCUUAAAUCCCAUGUGUAUAUACGUACAUCUUCUCGAAAUCCAAAUGAAUAUCAAGGGAUUACAUACCAAGCCAGAAAAGAAAUCCAUAGAGCAGUAAGGAAAAUUCUCGAGACAGAAGCUAAAAUUUUCCGGAGACCUUUUAAUGAGCACUUUAGUACAUUUGAUGGAGAAGAUCAUGAAUGUGCCUUGUGGCUCCUCUUAAAAAGGACUCAGUCAGAAGACAAAGAGGUCCGACUGCAGGCUGUGCAAGAGCUGGCAAAGAACGCUCACUGGCAUGAUUAUCAGUAUGGUACUGUUGCCCAAACCUGCGAUCAAAGGACUGCUAUAGGUUUGGCUCGAUCCAAAGAUAUCGACCUUCGCUUUUUCCUGCCUCCACCAUCACUGCCAAAAAUGAAAAAUGAUUAUCUCAUAGAAGAUGAGCUUCGCUUGCUCUUAGUUUCUUUACCUCAGUCUGGCCUUGAUCCGUGUGUCCAGUACUUCACAUCUCUUGCUUUACGUGAAAGUAGUCAGACUCUUGCUGCACAGAGGGGAGGCUUAUGGUGUUUUGGGGGAAAUGGACUUCCAUACUGUGAGACUUUGGGUAAAGUUCCUUCAGAGACAGUAGAACUCUUUUGCUUGCAAGCUUUAGUGCAACAUUCUAAGGUUUCAUCUCACUGUGAUAAAAUUGAAGCUCAGGGCGGCCUUCAGCUGCUGCAGAGGAUAUACCAGCUCCGUAAGGAUUCUGCAAAAAUACAGAGAAACAUAAUCCGCAUUAUUGGAAAUAUGGCUUUGGAUGAACGUCUUCAUUCAUCCAUAGUACGUGCAGGUUGGGUUUCUGUACUUGCUGAAGUAAUGAAAUCCCCGCAUGUCAUUCAGUCUUCUCAUGCAUCCAGAGCUUUGGCUAACCUAGACAGGGACACAGUGCAAGAAAAGUAUCCAGAUGGUGUUUAUGUCUUACAUCCACAAUAUCGUAGCAGUCAGCCCAUCAGAGCAGACAUCCUUUUUGUUCAUGGUCUUCUGGGAGCAGCAUUUAAAACCUGGAGACAGCAAGACAUUGACCAACCUGUGGAUAAAAAGGCUUCAGAAGUGCAGGAGGAAUACAGCCAGUGCUGGCCAAAGACAUGGCUGGCUUCAGAUUGUCCUGCCCUUAGAAUCAUAUCUGUGGAAUAUGACACCCGUUUGAGUGACUGGAAAGCAAAAUGUCCUGUUGAGCCUCACAGGACAUCUAUUGCUUACAGGAGCAACGAGCUUCUGGAGAAGCUCAGAGCUGCUGGGAUUGGAGAGAGACCCGUGGUGUGGGUGUCACACAGCAUGGGCGGUCUUCUAGUGAAAAAGAUGCUGGUGGAUGCUUCCAAGAAUCCAGAAAUGGGUAAAAUUGUAAACAACACAAGAGGAAUCAUAUUUUAUAGUGUACCUCACCAUGGCUCCCAGCUGGCUGAAUAUUCCAUAAAUGCCAGAUAUCUUCUCUUUCCUUCUGUGGAAGUUAAAGAACUCAGCAAGGAUUCUCCUGCCCUUAAGGUGCUGAAUGAUGACUUCCUGUCUGUUGCCAAAGAUAAGAAAUUUCCAGUGCUGAGUUUUGCAGAAACCUUGCCAACGCAUAUAGGCAGCAUGUUGAAACUGCAUGUUGUACCUCUGGAGUCAGCAAAGUUAGGUAUUGGAGAACUUAUUCCAGUGGAUGUAAAUCAUCUUAAUAUUUGUAAGCCAAAGAAGAAGGAUGCUUUCCUGUACCAGCGUACACUGAAGUUCAUUCAGGAUGUUUUAGCCACUGACCUUGGGGAAUGAGGUUUCUGCCAUCCUUGUCUACUUCUAUGUAGUGUAACACAGUAAGUUCUCCUAACAGUUGUUAGAGGAUCUGCAAAACUGCAAAGAUACGAUAUAUGUCGAUAGUAUCUACUGCUAAAACAAUUUUUGGUACAUCUUGAACUUAAGAGACAUCACUAACUUACUUCUGAAAUCUCUUCAAAACAAAUACAAACUGAAACAAACUCAUACAAACUUGGCAAAAAGAAAAUGGGUGUUGGCUUAGAGUAAGCAUGGUCUGUUGGCAAACCGUGUGCAGAUUCUCCAGCGAUCUGGCUGAGAAUGGAUGAAGAUGUCCUUCUGGAGUAACUCAGAUGAUGUAUGGAGGGUGCCCAGUGCAUCUCCUUUUAGCCAAGAAAGGUUGCUCUGAAGUUAGGUGGUCUCAGUAAUGUCCAUAUGCAUCUGGGACUUUAAGUCUCAUGGUUUGCGUGAGAAACAAUUGAGAUGGUUAUUUGUUAUGUCAAAGGUGGAAAGAAGCAUGUGGUUGCCUUAAAGCUUUGGUUUACUCUCCAUGUUUAGUAUGUCAGAAGUCUCAGAAAAUUCAUGUGUGUGAAGGUAGCAUUUUAGUUAGCGGCCCAAUUAAGACAUUUUUGUAAUUUGUCUUUUUGUUUAAUAGACUUACCCAGAUUUGUUAGCAAAGACAGCAUCUGUUUUCUGUCUGAGAAAGAGAUAAAAGCUUUACUGAUUCCUGGAGGUUGUCUUGCAUAAACAGCUGUAGUUGAUUUAAUCCAUUUGUAUAAGUGAGAAGAAAAAAAAUUAGAAAAAAACCACAAAUGUUUACAUUCUUGUACAUUUCUCUUUUAAUCUUAAUGACUUUUGAGAUUACUUUCUGUAAGAUAGCAUGUAUCCAGUCAGAUUGAGGGCAGUUCUGUGCUUGGUCAUUUGGAACGGAGGCCAGGAUGUUUUUCUUUAAUGGCUCAUGGGAUGCACUGAAUAGGUGUCCCCAGCUCACAUUACUCAUUUAGAAGAUCUUCAGCUGAUUUAAGAAGGGCACUGAAAAUGCUCUCGUGGGGUAAGACAGCUGCAGACCCCAACAAGGAAGCUGAUGCUUGGAGUUUGGAGCUCAGGUUGAGGGAAAAUUUAAACAGGAAAUAAAAAUUGAGUGAUUAUAUGAUCCCAGUUGAAAGGCAGAGAGUCCCAGGGUGCUCACGUGUAUUUACUGGUGUAGAUACAGAGCAAGACAAAAGCAUUGUCUUAUUUGAACUUGUUCACGUUAAGGAUACCUUAACAGCACUGAUGAGAAAUAAUUAUUUUUAGAAAAAAAAUGGCAGCACUCAGUCACUUUCUUAAAUCCUAGGUAGUUUACAAUAUAGUAAGAGAAGCCCAGUGGAAGAGCCAUUUCUUUCCUACCUUCCUUUCACUCCCAGCUCUUUCUGAAGACAAACAGGAUAUGAUUAGGCUGUGUUCCUGUGGCUGACUGUUAAGUAAGGCCUGAUGACAUGCAGAGGAUGUCUCUUAGCAUCACUUGCAUGAUAAGGAUCUAAUCUUACCAGCCUUAGAAUAAUGGCUCUAAAAGCUACCAGAGAGAUGUGGUGCAGUCCUUUAUGGGCUUGGUGCAGGUGUCAGAGGCCACUGCUGUCCUGCCGGGUUCUGAGGCAGCUGUUUUUAUUACAGAGCUCUCUGGCCCAGGAGAACACAAUGGCUACAAACACAUUUUUUGGAAGUUGAUUCUUGCUGAAGUUGCAUGGUAACAUUCACAACCCACAACAGUACAGAGAAUGUGCAGCACUACACUCACAGAAGAGCAUUUUUUCCCCAUAAUCAAGAUACUGGAAAGAACACUGGAUGGCAGUAUUUCAGGUAGAAAAUGUAACAGAAUUGUCAUAACUUCUGAAGAGGUUUACCCCGUUUAAACUCUGGUUUAAACUUUAAAGUGUAAAUAUUAGAACACUUUGUACUCACGAAGUUGAGAGUAUGUCAAUCCCAUUGCCAGUAGAUGAUUUCUAAUAACUGACUCUGCUUGGUGUGACAAACCUUGUAGUAAUCUUAAUGGACUUCUUUGGCUUAAAGGGAUUCAGAUCACUGAUGUUACACAUUAAUUUUGUUCAGUAAUGCAUCUGUGCUUUGGUACUGUAACUGGAACUGUCAAGACAACUUUCUCUUUUUUGUUAUUACAUAUAUAUAUGUGAAACUUCUAAAACUAAUACUUUCAGUUGUGCUUUUUUGGGAAUAGUUACAAAAUGUGUUUUUAAAAAUGCACUAAAUACACCACAAUAUAUAUUAAAGCUGAUUGAUUGUAAAAAGAAUGCCCUGGUUCAUGCUCGUAUUUAUUGAAGACCUGUUCCUUAGAGACGGUCUCAUGCUGGAAGAAAGUAACGUUUAUCCUUCAUCUAAGGUAGAAGGCAUAGAAGUGGGGUCACAGCUGGUCAUUGUGGUUUUGCCAGACUGGGGAAUUUUUUCGGUUGUGCUUCUAGGUUUUGCAAAAGGGCUGCUUGAGCCAUAUAGACAUUGGUUCUAGACCCAGAGGGCAAAUGGGGUGGCAUUUGGCAUUCUUGUCUGCUUCCCAUUAGAAACUUAAGUUCUUAUGCUUCCCUAGCGUCACAUUAAUUCCAAAGAGUGUUUUUGUAUAAAUUCAUAGGAUUCAAACUGUGCCCUUAAUCCCAUCCCAGCUGGAAACCCAGCAGCAGAUGUGGCCAGGGCUGUGAAUGCUGGUGGUUCGUCUGCAUGGUGGGAUGCAAGCGGUAAGAUGGGAAGGCAGUGUUCAUAAGGAGUGGGUCAGUCUUUGCUCUUGGGGCUGUGCAGCACUCUAGUAGUGAUGUUUAUCUAGUAGUAAUUUUUCUGGUAGUAAUCAAGUUCUGAUUGCUAUUUUCACACUUGUGCAAGGAGGGUUUCUUUUCUCUGUGGUUUGUGUUCUGUGGUGCUGGGCAAUAUAGCUGGCCAGGAAAGAAGAAGUUUUCACUCCAGUUAAACUAUCAGUUUUAGACAAUUUUAUGAGUGAAAAUUCCAGUAAAUAUUUUAGGUUUUUUGGUUCUCUUUAUCUUUCAGUUAUGUUCUGCCUAAAAAGCUCAUGAGGCUAAAAGGAGAAAUCAAACAGCCUUCCAGACAGGCUGCUGGUUAAAUACAUUGGUUUUUUUCUGUUUUUCCUGAAGGAAGGUUGUGAAAUACAUGCCAUUGCUACCCCGGUGGAAAUAGCACUGGUGUAGUGUGGUGUGAGCAGGAGGCUGAAGAAAACAUCUCUCAAUAGCAAAAAAGAAAAGAUAGCAGUUGCAACAUUGGGUUCCUCUGCUCACCUUGUUGGGAGGGCAGGCUUAGGCGAGGUUUAGAGGGAAGAAUCCUCACCUCCUGCAGUGUUCUGUGAUGGUUUCACAAAUGCAGAGCGAGUCUGGCCCUGCUUAGCUUGUCCUGACCAUUAAAACUAGAAUGCAGGUCAUGAACACCUGCCUCUGAAAAGCACUUGGCACUGGGCACAGGCAGGAAGGAUAACAUCUCAAGGCAGCACGUUGCUCCCUCUGUGCUGCUGCUGUUUCAGCUGGGAUGUUUCCUUCUUUCUGCUGAGGUGCUGUGACUGACAGGGAUGUGCUGUUGCUGACAGCACCAACCAGUUAGCUACAGGGACUCUUUUAAUGGGCAGCUUGCCACAGAUGCAGCCAUCACUUAGAAUGCUAGAGGCCACAUACUUGUGUUCAGCGAGAGUAAUAAAGUAGGUUUUAUUUGACUUGUAUAAAUCUACUUUAAUGGGCGUUCUUGCUACCACUUACUUUCAUUACCAUUUAAAUUAGCUGUCCUAGAGCUGUUAAUUAUCUUUGCAGGUGGAUAUGGCCAUAUAACAUACUUUCUUUUUUACUGCUCUUGAUGUUUUGUACUGAUACGUGUCCAUAAAUAAUCGCUGCAUUUUUGAGGAGUCCGAGACUCUGUGUGAGGAACGGACCAGCUGCUUCUUCCUGCUUCACCAACCUGCUCCCAAGGUAAACCGACACUUCUACAAGAAGCUCAACUCAAGGUUUCACGCAUUUGUCUUUCAAGUUUUUGGGGAUUUUUUUGGUUUGAAGUGUCUGGCAAAUGAGGGAGCAGAGGAGGAGGGUGCACAGAGAAAGGCAGGAGCCUCUUACCGGGUGCCUUGUGAGCACUCUUGUGCUCGUGGCAGCGAGGCACGGAACACAUGGCAGUGAAGUCGGAAGGCUGCUGAAUUGCGGUUUCCAAGCAGCUGAGAACAAGUCAGUCAGAAAAUCUUCCUGUAGGAAGAAGGAAAAAUAAAUAGUCAAGAUCUUUUGUUAUUAAAUCAACAAGUUACUAUGACAAGAUGGCAAACAAAUGGCAUCUGUGCUGCACAGCGGUACUACGCGGGCCAGGUGAGAUCCUGUACAGUUGCAGCCGAGCACCAUGGAUAUCCUACUGAAAUCAUGGCCUUCUGAGAAGCGUGACUGCUGGCUUGCUGAUAAACGGGUAAUGGCUCCAUGAAGAAGAUCAUGCCUGCUCUGAGCUGAGCAGCACCUCUGCAUGAGCUCACCAGAGUAAGUGACAGAUAAACUCACCUGAAACAUGGGCCCAGCAGACUGACGGAAAAUGCCAGGGAGGAGCAGAGCAGGCACACAGGAAUGCUUGCUUGGAAUUUCUGAAGUUGUGACUGGGGUGAUGCUUCCCCUGCUAGAUUAUCAUGUUCUGAACCACAAAACAUGAUCUUCUUCUCUUUUAAACCUUUUGCUUGCAAGAACCUACACUGAACAGAUUAUUGUGUACAGCCUCACAGUGUGUGCUGAGACUGCCUCCUAGGGACACUCCCUGUAUAGAUGCAUGGUGCACCUAAACAGCAGGCUUAUGCAUGCUUCUUAGAAUUCUCUAGUCUUUGAUGCAGCUGCCUGCAUCCUAUCCCUAGAAGCACACCAGGUAGCUCCAAGCUGAGCUCCCUAUUGGGCUGCGUGAGAGCCUUAAUCUCUAGAGGAUGAUUCUGCUAUCCCCAGUUGUGUAUCUUGUGGCUUAGCUUCAGGGUCUGACAGCCUGAGUUGCACUGGAAUAAAGUUGUUAGGCUCCAAGAGCAGCAUGUUCCAAAAGAACUGUCCUUGUCCAUAUGCUAUUUUAGUGCAAAGUACGUGUGUUGUUUAGGGUAGGCUUGCUGAGAACAAAGAACAGGAUGGUGUUUUGGAAAAGUGGAAGAAAACUACAAAAGGUGCCAUUAGUCUCCCUACAGGCAGAGCAAUAUUUUGAGAGGCUACCAGAUAUUUUCAGAAUAGCUGAGGCAUGUUCUUAAGCCAUUAAAAGAACUGCACUCAGAAGAGACCUGUUCUGAUAUGGCGGGAGGGGAGCAGUCAUUGUCCUGAGCUGGAGCAAAACCAGGUCCUUCUUGCUGCUGUUCAGGCAACACUGCUCAUGCUUCUGCUUCCCAGCCUCAGAAACCACACCUUGUAUUUUACUUUCUAUGCAGAAAUGAGUUUAACAAGGAAAGCACUGUGGUCUGCCAGGACUGCAGCUAUCUCUAUGCAGAUAAUGCCUAAGCCUUGUUUCCACGGUGGAAACUUACUGGCAGAAUAAUACCAGCAUUACUGCUGUAGUUACACUGAUAUGUGUUCCUCCUGGGGAUAUCUGUUCCAGAAUAACUAUAGCAGUCUAUUCAAGGUAAGGCUUCUUUAUUUUAGGUGACAGAAAUAGGUUAAUAUAUACAUGUCAAAUGAAAAUGUUUUUAUUAGCUUUUUUUUUCCCAUACAUGUUCUUGCAUAUGAUUUCUAACUGAAAUAAAAUAUCUUCGGGUGGAUUAAUAAAAAGAAAUAACUUAGAAUAAAGAACUUCUCAAACAAACUGGAUAACAUUAGAUUGCAUAUACUCUGUACACCUCCCUCCAGGGGCAGUUUCUUUGUCUUUAAACAAAAUGAAAAUGAAAUGUAGCAUGGACAGAUGAUGUAUCUCCUUAAAUAAAAACUUUUAUGCAAA
Messenger RNA from Centrocercus urophasianus (Greater sage-grouse), 8303 nucleotides. It is a transcript of the gene SERAC1, whose product is annotated as serine active site containing 1. Lineage: Eukaryota; Metazoa; Chordata; Aves; Galliformes; Phasianidae. The transcript is spliced from 17 exons. The record is from RefSeq and is a predicted model, not a curated record. The coding region runs from base 453 to 2423 and encodes 656 amino acids.